Messenger RNA from Astrephomene gubernaculifera, 1392 nucleotides. Lineage: Eukaryota; Viridiplantae; Chlorophyta; Chlorophyceae; Chlamydomonadales; Astrephomenaceae. The record is from the annotation of a GenBank genome assembly.
CCCUAACCUAGGUGUCGCAUUAGGUACCAUCAAUUACUUGUUGCACAGAUAUGCAAUGGCUAACUCUUCUCAGCCUGCGUUCUUGCCAUCCUCCUUGCUUAACUAUAUUUCUUUCAGCGGCCUUGCGUCACUAGGAGUAAGCUUCGUGCUGUAUCAGGUAUAACCUACAGCGCUAACUGUUAUGGCGUUCCGGGCUGCGCGGUACAAAACACCACUUAAUGCGUUAUGACACCCGCGCUACCCUAGAUAAUCGUAUAUUCCUUUAUAUUCUAUACUAUCAUGUUGCCCUACACACCACCUUGCCGCAACAUGCUGACCGGGCCACCUGCCACACCCAUCGGGACCGUACCAUCCGCCCUCGGCUGCACCCCUAGUCGAUGCACGCUGGUCACCUUACACCCACCAUUAUCACUCAAAUCAACCUGCCUAGCGCCUCCUUCCGCUCCCUUUCCUUUCCGCGCUGCCGUACUACUGGCCUCCUGCCUCCUUCCCACUCCCCUCAGCUCGCGCGCCGUGAGGAUGGCUCCAUUCGGGAGCUCAGCCGGGUACAUGACCUGGACAGCCUGGCCGGCGCUGCCGCACUAGAGCCGCUGCUGCCGCUGCUGGUGGCGGCGCGGGGCCGGCUUACCUCCCCGCAACCCUCCCAAUGCGAGCUGGGCGGGGGCGCAGCGGUCAUGCGGGAGCUGGUGGAGGAGGAGGUGUACUUCAAGGAGCACAGCGGCAGCGGGCGGGUUACGCAGGAGAGCUUCGAGGUCCGCCGCGAGGUGGAGCAGCGGGAGGCGCUGCUGGAGGACGCCAGCGGCUGCGGCCUGCGUGUUGAGGACCUGCCGCGGGCCGGCGGGCUGGCCGAGGUGCUGGAGGUGCGGCAGGUGUUCCGGCCCGUGGACCUGCUGCAGGGCACCCUCAUACAACACGUCCUCAACAAGGCAUUUUUAUCGCCCCGCCGCCCACCCACCUGCCCCGCAGCAAGAGCAUGGUGAAGCACGGCGUGCGCUCCACCGAGCGUUACCUGCCCACCCACACCACCGUCACCGUGGUGGGGGAGCUGCUGCCGGACAGGGUGGGACCGCUGUCGCCGCCGCAGCCGCAGCAUCAACUGCAGCAGGUGGGACUGCAGCAGCAGACCUCCAACCCCUCCUCCGCAGCCCUCCUCCCGCAGCAGCCCCAAGCAGACUCACUGGGAGCUGGAAGCAGCCCGCUACAUGCCGCCGGCAACCCGGGGUCAACCCCAGGGCUCAGCAGCAACGCGGCAGGCGGGGAUGCGUCUCAGCCACCAAACCUCUCCUCGCUGCAACCCCUAACAUCAACGCUCCAUUCGUCAUCACCAUUACCAUCAGCAGCCACGGCAGCUCCGCAGCCGGACCAACAUCAGCAUGGGGAUCAUCAGGCGAC